Messenger RNA from Abrus precatorius (Indian licorice), 2214 nucleotides. RefSeq names its product methionine--tRNA ligase, chloroplastic/mitochondrial. The transcript is spliced from 13 exons. NCBI's taxonomy places the organism in Eukaryota, Viridiplantae, Streptophyta, Magnoliopsida, Fabales, Fabaceae. The record is from RefSeq and is a predicted model, not a curated record. Gene Ontology annotation, molecular function: methionine-tRNA ligase activity; ATP binding. Gene Ontology annotation, cellular component: mitochondrion; chloroplast stroma. Gene Ontology annotation, biological process: methionyl-tRNA aminoacylation. The coding region runs from base 195 to 2018 and encodes 607 amino acids.
ACAAGAUUUGCUAUUCGCACAAUCAAUAAGUGGGAAAAAAGAAAGAUUUGCAGAAAGAUAAGUGUAGCUCACAAUUCAUUUAGAUUCAUUUUUGAAGAACAUAUUACGGAUAUGUUAAUGGUAUCUGUCAACAAACCGCAAAAGGCAAUUGUGAACAAAACUGUAUUCCUGAGAAGUUGAAGUGGGAAGAAGGCAUGGCAGUGAGGAUAAACUGCUCCAUUCAAAACACCCUCUGCCUCUUUAACCCUCCCCUGUUCUCCUUCCGUAACAGAGCUUCUCCCUUCAAGCUCAAAACCCAAUUGCAUUUUCCUCAAUUCCCCUCUCGAGGACCUUUGUUCUGCACCUGCGCCGCCACCACCACCACCGAUGGCACUCCCUCAAAUGCCGAACCCUUUGUUCUCACCACUCCUCUUUACUACGUCAAUGCUCCUCCCCACAUGGGUAGCGCUUACUCCACCAUCGCCGCCGAUGCCAUUGCUCGGUUCCAGCGGCUACUGGGAAAGAAAGUUAUAUUUAUUACUGGCACGGAUGAGCAUGGGGAGAAAAUUGCUACUGCUGCCAUGGCUCAGGGUUCCACUCCUCAUGACCACUGCAAUCUCAUAUCUCAAGCCUACAAGACGCUUUGGAAAGAUUUAGAUAUUUCUUAUGACAAGUUUAUUAGAACAACUGAUAGCAAGCAUGAAGCAAUUGUGAAGGAAUUUUAUUCAAGAGUGCUUGCCAAGGGUGACAUCUACCGAGCUGAUUAUGAGGGACUUUAUUGUGUCAACUGUGAGGAAUAUAAGGAUGAGAAGGAACUGCUUGAUAAUAAUUGUUGUCCAGUGCACCUGAAGCCUUGUGUUUCAAGGAAAGAGGACAAUUACUUUUUUGCACUGUCAAAAUAUCAAAAAUCAUUGGAGGAAACUAUGAAUGAAAAUCCAAAUUUUGUGCAGCCAUCUUUCCGUUUAAAUGAGGUUCAAAGUUGGAUCAAAAGUGGCCUGAGGGACUUUUCCAUUUCCCGAGCAUCAGUUGAUUGGGGUAUCCCUAUUCCUGAUGACAAGAACCAGACUAUAUAUGUAUGGUUUGAUGCUUUACUUGGUUAUAUAUCAGCACUAUCUGGUGACCAGGAACAACCUGAUUUACACAAAGCUGUUUCUUCAGGUUGGCCAGCUUCACUGCAUUUGAUUGGUAAGGAUAUUCUACGCUUCCAUGCUGUUUAUUGGCCAGCUAUGCUAAUGUCUGCUGGACUAAGCCUUCCUAAAAUGGUUUAUGGCCAUGGAUUCUUGACAAAGGAUGGCAUGAAGAUGGGCAAGUCACUGGGGAAUACACUUGAACCAAAUGAUUUGGUUAAUAAAUUUGGGACAGAUGCAGUUAGAUACUUCUUCCUCAGAGAAGUGGAAUUUGGCAAUGAUGGAGACUAUUCAGAGGAGCGCUUCAUCAAUAUUGUGAAUGCACAUCUUGCCAAUACAAUUGGAAAUCUUCUUAAUCGUACACUAGGACUUUUAAAAAAGAACUGCCAAUCAACCCUAGUGGUGGAUUCCAAUUCAGCAGCUGAAGCAAAUGCAUUCAAGGACAACGUGGAGAAGCUGGUUGAUAAAGCCCGUAUUCACUAUGAAAAUCUCGCCCUGUCAUCAGCUUGUGAGGCUGUUCUGGCAAUUGGUAAUGUUGGGAAUUCCUAUAUGGAUGAGCGUGCACCAUGGUCUCUCUUUAAGCAAGGUGGUACUGCUUCUGAUGCAGCUGCUAAGGACCUUGUAAUUAUAUUAGAGACUAUGAGGAUUAUUGCAAUUGCACUAUGCCCUGUUACUCCAAGCUUGAGUUGGAGAAUAUAUGCACAACUAGGGUAUUCCAGGGAUCAAUUUGAUGCAGCAACCUGGAGAGACACCAAAUGGGGUGGGCUGAAGGGUGGGCAGGUCAUGGCUCAACCUAAACCAGUCUUUGCAAGGAUUGAAAACCAAACUGAAGUGGAAAACAAAGGCGUUGCAGUCGGAAAGACUGAAAGUAAAGGGAAGUUGAAACCAACUCAAGAACUCGCCGGAGCUUAGAUACCCACAUUACAUGUUUUUUUUUUCCUUCUCGAAAUUGUUUUUGUUUUCACCAACUUUGCCUCCUUUAAAACCAUUUAUUUUCCUAAUUUAUGUACACAAAUAUUUAGAUACAUACAUAUGCAAGAACGUAUGCUUGUGCAUAUGUAUAUAAAUUUUGUAUUGCUAAUUUAGAAAUAAAGUUGAGGGAUUAAUG